Molecule: messenger RNA, 2936 nt
Organism: Rhinichthys klamathensis goyatoka
Lineage: Eukaryota; Metazoa; Chordata; Actinopteri; Cypriniformes; Leuciscidae
Product: protocadherin alpha-C2
Exons: 2
Coding region: 130-2553 (807 amino acids)
Biological process (GO): homophilic cell-cell adhesion
Cellular component (GO): plasma membrane
Molecular function (GO): calcium ion binding
Source: RefSeq, a predicted model, not a curated record
ACAUGGCGAUGCUCUGCUGCUGGAUGCUUUUAAGAUGCUUUCUAAAUACCCGCUUAACCUCCAUUCGUUUUCGAAAACAUUGCUAUAAUUCUUGCGAAAGACAGCGAAAGCAUUGACGUGCGCACUGCAAUGGAUCUAAGGAGGAGAUGGCGUCUCGGUUUCGCAGUCCUCUCCGCGCUGUGGAGUCUCGCCUCGGCUGUAACAAGAUACUCCAUCCCAGAAGAAAUUCCAGUGGGCUCCGUGAUCGCAAAUAUCGCCUCGGAUUUGGGCCUCGACGCACAUGGCCUGUUGGAACGAAAGGUAAAGCUGGAUUAUAUUCAUAGCAAGAAAUACCUAGAAAUAAAUAACGAUACCGGAGAACUGUUUAUCGCUGAGAAAAUUGACCGGGAAUAUUUAUGCCCGGCCAAAACAUCAUCGUUCUGUUUCCUCAAGAUGGAUGUGAUAAUUGAGAAUCCAGUACGCAUAUUUAAUAUCGAAUUGGAAAUUAUGGACAUAAAUGACAACGCGCCUCAGUUCAGACGGGAGAGAAUACCGCUCGAUGUUUCGGAAUCAGCAACACCUGGAGAGAGAUUUUCUUUAACAAACGCGGUGGAUGCAGAUGUUGGAGAGAACUCGAUCGAGACCUAUUACCUGAGUGAAAGUAACGAGUUUACCAUUGAAAUCCAGACUGGAAGUGACGGGACUAAAUAUGUCGACCUAGUGCUAAAAGCUAGCUUGGACAGAGAAAAACAGGCCGUCCACACACUAACCCUCACCGCUGUGGACGGCGGCAUACCUGCGCGUUCAGGCACGGCCAGCAUUAUCAUUCAAGUGCUGGACAUCAAUGACAACGCCCCUCAGUUUGAUCGACAAGUUUACUCGGUUGACCUCAUUGAGAAUGCACCUAUAGGGACGCUGAUUAUGCAGCUGAAUGCAACAGAUUUGGACGAGGGUGUCAAUGCGGACGUCAUAUACUCUUUCACUUUAUACACAUCUGAGAAAACACAAGAAAAGUUCUCUUUGGAUCCUAGCAGUGGAGAAAUAAGAGUAAAAGAUGUGAUCGAUUUUGAAGAAGUGAAGAGUUUUGAGAUGUAUGUUGAAGCCAAGGACAAGGCAGUGAAUCCGCUUUCAGGUCAGUGUAAAAUAUUAGUGUUCAUCACCGAUCUAAACGACAACCAUCCUGAGAUUACGAUCAAAUCAUCACAGAGUCUGAUAAAAGAAAAUGACCCUGUAGGAACGGUGAUCGCCGUCAUCAGCGUGAGCGACAGGGACUCCGGAGAUAAUGGCAAAGUUGUUCUCUCCAUCCACAAUGCUCAGAUGUUACCUUUUGCACUUAAUAAGUCAUCGGAAGACUUUUUUGCGUUAACAGUUACCCAAUCACUUGACCGUGAGCGAAUCCACAGUUAUGACAUCACUCUUCACGUGACUGACAGAGGAAGCCCUCCUCUGACCGGUAACGAAACGAUCAGUGUUACAAUUCAAGAUGUCAAUGAUAACGGCCCAAUGUUUCCUCAAACCCUCUAUACCAUUCAUCUGAUGGAAAACAACGCGCCCGGAGCGUUGCUAGCCUCACUAACCGCUCAUGACCCAGACCUGCAUGAAAAUCAGUAUCUGGUUUACUUCAUCAUAGAAAAAGAGAUAGCCAACACCUCAAUGUCCAUGCUGUUUUCCAUCAAUCCUGAAAAUGGCAACCUCUACGCUUUACGCACGUUUGACUACGAAAUGGAGAAGGAGUUUCUGUUUCACAUCGAAGCGAGAGAUUCUGGGCUCCCUCCUCUUAGCAGUAAUGUGACCGUACACAUCAUCAUCCUGGACCAAAACGACAACACGCCCCUCAUAGUUUCUCCCUGGCGUCCGCAGGGCACUGUCAUAGAGCAAAAAAUCCCAAGGUCGAGCGAUAAAGGAUCCCUGGUCACCAAGGUUAUCGCGUUGGACGCCGACUCCAUGCAGAACUCUCGUAUAACAUAUCAGUUCCUGCAGAUCACAGACACACCACUAUUCAGCCUCGAUCAGUACAACGGCGAGAUACGAACCACGCGGAUGUUCAGUUACAGAGACCCCAAAUAUCAACACCUGAUCAUCAUAGCCAGAGACAACGGAGAACCUCCUCGCUCCGCCACGGUGACCAUCAAGAUCUCCACAGUGGACCAAGUGGUCACGCAGUUAACCGAAACCACAGAGGUUCCUGUCGGAUACGACCUGAUCACUGAUCUAAACCUGUACUUGCUGAUCGGUUUGGGGUCGGUGUUGUUUAUGCUGCUCAUUACCAUCCUGGUGAUCAUCGUGCUGAAAUGUCAGGAACCGAAGCCCUCACAAGCGGCUCCCCAGGGUAGGAACAGCAUCCUCAGCCAGAGGAACUCCUCCACCAUCGCUGACUCUACUCUCAUCUCAAGUGAUGCCUACUGGUACAGUCUGUUUCUGGCAGAGACUAGGAAAGGGAAGGUGGUGGUGCGGCAGCCCCUUCCUAACGGAACAGGGUUUAUUGUGUCAAGUAUCCCAGGAAGUGCUACGCUGACUGAGACCAGUGCAUCAAGGUCUUCCACUUUACAGGAGUCAAGCAGUGAUUUACCAUGAUCUGGACAUGUUGACUGAUGGUUUACAACCUUCCACACCAGGCUCUGUCCAUGAGGGACAGAUUGAACUUCUGCUAAACCGUUUUUCAGGGUUUCAUUAGAUUCAAGACGAAUUGGUCAAGGGGUCUAAUUUGAGUUUUUAAAUAGCAACCUGUGUGUGUAGCCUCAAGAGAGCAUUUUGAAUAUUCGUUCAUGUUUUAUAUUCAUUUAUAGGAUUAGUCCUUUCAUUUAUUACUGUGAUUUAUUCAUUUGACUUAUUUUACUAUCACUUCUUCUCCUGCUUACUGUUCUUCGCGUUGCCUUUUGGGCGAAUUGAAGAAUUAACUUUAAUUCAAAUUGACAGUUUCGGAGACCAAGACCAACAUUGUGUCAGAGAAAGACAUU